Molecule: messenger RNA, 794 nt
Organism: Pistacia vera
Lineage: Eukaryota; Viridiplantae; Streptophyta; Magnoliopsida; Sapindales; Anacardiaceae
Product: profilin-4
Exons: 3
Coding region: 100-495 (131 amino acids)
Cellular component (GO): cell cortex
Molecular function (GO): actin monomer binding
Source: RefSeq, a predicted model, not a curated record
UCCUUCGAACGGAAACAACUCAAACAAACAACGAAACCGGAAAAAAUUUCCCAAGAAAAAACAAAGCUUGAUCCAACUGUGAGGAUUUGAUCGGUAAAAAUGUCUUGGCAAACGUACGUUGAUGAGCAUCUAAUGUGCGAUAUCGAAGGCCAGCAUCUCACCUCCGCCGCGAUCAUCGGCCUCGACGGCAGCGUUUGGGCGCAGAGCGCCAACUUCCCUAAGUUCAAGCCUGAAGAGAUCACUGCUAUCAAUAAAGAUUUUGAUGAACCUGGUUCUCUUGCCCCGACCGGGCUGCACCUAGGUGGCACUAAGUACAUGGUUAUCCAGGGUGAGCCUGGCGCUGUGAUUCGUGGAAAGAAGGGACCUGGUGGUAUCACUGUGAAGAAAACCGCUCAAGCUCUGAUAUUUGGGAUAUACGAUGAACCAUUGACUCCAGGACAGUGUAACAUGAUCGUUGAGAGGUUGGGAGAUUACCUCAUUGAUCAAGGCCUGUAGAUCCCCCCAAGACAACUCCAUAAGGUUUCCAUAUAUUGCUAUUUGGUUUCUGGGUUUGCCUCUUCUUCCAUAUUGCGGUGAUGAAAUGGCACUAUAAUUGUUGCUCGAUAAAUAAGUGUGUGGGGACAAGAGUGAUUCUUUUUGGUUUUUUAGGUUUUUUUUUUUUUUUUUUUUAUAAUUUUUUCUACUCAAAUCCUCCAUGUGUCCGUAAUUUAUGUGUAUUGCAGUUUGAACUUUGAAGUAUUCGAGUGUCUGGAUAUUGCUGAUAUUAUUAUAUGGUGAGAAUUAUUUUUGAGUCA